UUCUGAGAAAGCAAUGGGACAGGGAGAUGCAGGGUAAAUUAAAGGUUUAUGAAGGGUUUAGCUUCAAGGCGGCUAGUACACACGCUCUCUAUGUGAAUUCAGUUCCUUUGCAAACUUCUUCUCCAACCCAUUUCCUCUAAAUCCCAUUCGACAUCCCAAUCCUACUCGAUUCCAUCAAUUUAAUUUCCCUCAAAAUAUUAUUCAAAUUGAUGUCCUUUUGUAAAACCCCAAUAGUCUCUGCAAAUCUCAGCAGCAAGACCGAUCAUUUACUUCCCUUUCGUAACGAAAUAAAUUUUUCUCUAAAUACUUCUAGGAUUUCCACAGCCAUGUGGAGCAACAUUGCCAAGCGAGCCGUUUCAAGGCCCCAGGGUUUUGGCCUUAAUUCCCACUCCCUCAGACUGGUUCAUAGCUUUCUGGGUCUUACCCAGGACCGGGUGUUCCCCGAGAAAUUCAGAUUUAGGCCCUCUGAGCUUAGCGCUUGCUCGGAUUAUGGGUUUACGGAAAUGGGUUAUCGUCGAAAUGGCGAAGUUCUGUCACAUGAGAACUUUAUGGGGAGGCCAAGUUUUGGACUUAGAGGGUUUUGUCCCAAAGGGUAUGCAAGUUUGGCCGAGGCCGAGGCCGUUUUGUCUACAGAUAUGGAGGAAGAUGCCUCGGUUGCCGAGGAUAUACAAGAGUUAUUGCAGGAAAUGAGUAAAGAAGAGAAGAGGCUGGUUGAUUAUAGACGGCGGAUGCAGCAGAAUAUGGUGAGGGGAAUGGGGCAAGGGAAGUAUCACUUGAUUAAGAGGAGGCAGGUGAAGAUUGAGACCGAGGCAUGGGAACAAGCGGCAAACGAGUAUAGGGAGCUUUUGAUGGAUAUGUGCGAGCAGAAGCUGGCACCGAAUUUGCCGUAUAUGAAGUCGUUGUUUCUUGGUUGGUUUGAGCCUUUGCGGGAUGCCAUUGAAAAGGAGCAAGAGUUGUGCCGGAAUGGGAAGAACAGGGCAGCAUAUGCCCGGUAUUUCGACCAGUUGCCGGCUGACAUGAUGUCGGUUAUCACAAUGCAUAAGUUGACGGGUUUAUUGAUGACAGGAGGUGAACACGGGGCUGCGAGGGUGGUACAGGCCGCUUGCAUGAUAGGUGAUGCCAUUGAGCAGGAGGUUAGAAUUCACAAAUUCUUGGAGAAAACAAAACAGAAGAAGGGUGAUAAAGAUAAGAAAAAGGAAGGAGGUGACUCUGAUGCUGUUAUAAAGGAACAAGAUAAGUUGAGAAAAAAGGUCACUAAUUUGAUGAAGCAGCAAAAGCUGCUAGCAGUGAAGCAGAUAGUGAAGGGACAGGAUGAUUCAAAACCGUGGGGGCAGGAUGCUAGGGCUAAGGUUGGAAGCCGGCUGAUUGAACUGUUGAUGCAAACAGCUUAUAUACAACCACCGAACAAUCAAUUUGCAGAUGGUCUACCUGACAUUCGACCAGCAUUUGUACACUCAUUCAGAACUGUGACAAAUGAAGGAAAGAAAACGAGCAGAAGAUAUGGUAUCAUUGAAUGUAACCCUCUAGUUCACAAAGGUCUUGAGAAAACUGCAAGGCACAUGGUGAUUCCUUAUAUGCCAAUGUUGGUGCCCCCAGUCAAGUGGAGAGGUUAUGACAAAGGAGGGCACUUGUUCUUACCUUCUUAUAUCAUGCGCACUCAUGGAUCCAGACAGCAACGUGAAGCAGUAAAGAGGGCACCUAGGAAGCAACUAGAACCUGUUUUUGAGGCCCUGAAUACUCUUGGUUAUACCAAGUGGAGGAUAAAUAAGAGGGUCCUGAGUGUUGUAGAAAGAAUAUGGGCUAAUGGAGGCCGUCUUGCUGAUAUGGUGGACCGCAAUGAUGUUCCUUUACCGGAUGAGCCAGAUACUGAAGACGAGGCUCAGCUUAAGAAAUGGAAAUGGAAAAUCAAAUCUGUGAAGAAAGAGAACAGGGAGAGACAUUCACAGCGCUGUGACAUAGAACUUAAACUUGCUGUAGCACGAAAAAUGAAGGAUGAAGAUGGUUUUUUCUACCCGCACAACCUUGACUUUCGCGGCCGUGCAUACCCGAUGCACCCAUACUUAAAUCAUCUUGGCUCAGAUCUAUGUCGGGGUAUUUUGGAAUUUGCAGAAGGACGCAGUCUUGGAAAAUCAGGCUUACGUUGGUUGAAGAUACACCUAGCAAAUCUAUAUGCUGGUGGUGUGGACAAAUUGUCUCAUGAGGGUCGAAUAGCAUUUACUGAGAACCAUUUGGAUGAUAUAUUUGAAUCUGCAGACAGACCACUUGAAGGCAGAUGCUGGUGGUUGAAUGCAGAAGAUCCAUUUCAGUGCUUGGCUGUGUGCAUGAAUUUAACUGAGGCCUUGAGAAGUUCUUCCCCAGAGACUUUUAUUUCACAUAUUCCUGUACACCAGGAUGGCUCUUGCAAUGGUUUACAACACUAUGCUGCUCUUGGAAGAGACAAGUUGGGAGCAGUUGCUGUAAACUUAGUUGCGGGGGAGAAGCCUGCAGACGUUUACUCGGGAAUAGCUGCUAGGGUACUAGAAAUCAUGCAGAGAGAUGCUCACAAAGAUCCUAAUAUUUUUCCAGAUGCGUUGCAUGCAAGAAUAUUAAUCAAUCAGGUUGACAGGAAAUUGGUGAAGCAAACAGUGAUGACAUCAGUUUAUGGUGUCACUUACAUCGGUGCUAGAGAUCAAAUCAAGAGAAGGUUGAAGGAACGCGGUGCAAUUGCAGAUGAAGCAGAGCUGUUUCGUGCUUCUUGCUAUGCUGCAAAGACCACUCUAACUGCCUUGGGGGAGAUGUUUGAAGCCGCACGCAGUAUCAUGAGCUGGCUUGGUGAAUGUGCAAAAAUAAUUGCAUCUGAAAACCAGACGGUGCGGUGGACAACUCCACUUGGACUUCCUGUUGUCCAACCCUACCGAAACUUGCAAAGGCAUCUUAUAAAAACUUCUCUUCAGGUUCUAACGCUACAGCGAGAAACAGAAAAGGUCAUGGUCAAGCGGCAGAGGACGGCUUUCCCACCAAACUUCGUUCACUCCCUUGAUGGUUCUCACAUGAUGAUGACUGCAAUUGCCUGCAAAAGAGCAGGCUUAAACUUUGCAGGAGUUCAUGAUUCAUACUGGACCCAUGCAUGUGAUGUGGAUGAAAUGAGCAGUAUACUUAGAGAAAAGUUCGUUGAACUCUAUGAGACGCCAAUACUGGAGAAUUUACUUGAGAGCUUCCAGCAGUCCUUCCCAACAUUGUCUUUCCCUACCUUACCUGAACGUGGAGACUUUGAUUUAAGGGACGUGUUAGAAUCACCAUACUUCUUCAACUGAGCUGACGCACAGAUUUCUCUCAUCUAGGCUAAAGAGAUCUCAUGCCUCGAUUGAUGUUUUCUUCCCUGGCAUUUGUCUCCGUUUCUAUCCAUAGGCCAUAUCGGAACGAAAGGAAGGUAAGCCGCUUUACCUUCAUUCGCAUAUCCUCUUUAUUUUCUUCCUUUGCCGCUGCUUCGCUUGUAGACAUGGGAUAAAUUAGAGGAAUGAACGAGGUACUGCCAACCAAAGGAGCAUGGUUAGGAAAGGAGGGUAUUUUAUCAAAAUCCCUUCUCGAGAAUUGCUGCACCAUCCAUGUAUAUGUAUAUAUAUAUUGCGAAGGAUGUCCCUGGGCAUCAAGAAGAUCGAUAUAUGAUACAGGAUCUGCUCGAUGUGGCCUCUAACUCUGAGCUUCUAUGAUCUAGUACAGCCAACAUGAACUUUAGUUUCUGAAGCAGGAAAAUUCCUAGGAAGCUGAGAUAUAUGCACAACCUGGUUGCAGCUCAAAACAGCUUGUCAACGUUACAUCCAUUGCAUCGUAUUAAAGAUGCAAAGCUUCACGAUGAUUCAAUUGACAUCAGAACCGGUUUGUAUAUCCUCGACAGCCAGAAAACGCUAAG
Messenger RNA from Carya illinoinensis, 3889 nucleotides. RefSeq names its product DNA-directed RNA polymerase 2B, chloroplastic/mitochondrial-like. The record is from RefSeq and is a predicted model, not a curated record. NCBI's taxonomy places the organism in Eukaryota, Viridiplantae, Streptophyta, Magnoliopsida, Fagales, Juglandaceae. The transcript has 19 exons. Gene Ontology annotation, molecular function: DNA-directed RNA polymerase activity; DNA binding. Gene Ontology annotation, cellular component: mitochondrial DNA-directed RNA polymerase complex. Gene Ontology annotation, biological process: mitochondrial transcription. The coding region runs from base 210 to 3293 and encodes 1027 amino acids.